Messenger RNA from Culicoides brevitarsis, 1989 nucleotides. RefSeq lists its product as uncharacterized. Bases 177 to 1607 code for a protein of 476 amino acids. NCBI's taxonomy places the organism in Eukaryota, Metazoa, Arthropoda, Insecta, Diptera, Ceratopogonidae. The record is from RefSeq and is a predicted model, not a curated record. The transcript is spliced from 4 exons.
AUUUUUCCGUGUUUUCGUCGAAUAACUUUUAUCACCCUUGUUAAAUCAACAUCGAUUUUGUAAAUUCGCGCUUUGGAUAUCUAUUGGAAUUAUCCAGAAAAGAGCUGAAUUCGGCAUGAUCUAAUACGAUUGGCAAACUGGAGUCGCAACGUAGAACAUUUUUGGACGCUUACAAGAUGGACUUAUCCGAGUCCAUGAAAUUGGCGUUGAAAGCUGGCGGUGGUAAUGGCAACAGUGUCGAUGGAGGCUCGUCUCACGGAGGACCAAAUCCCGGGGCGGGAUAUGUGACGGAAAAGUUGUACAUGCUUCUGCAGUUGUAUUUGCAAAACAAAGGAUGGAAUCCGAGCGUUGAGCUAUUGCAGUGUUUUCAAGAGCUUAAGGACAGUCCCGUGCUGCCGUCGCCCGCGUACUUACAAGUUAUCGCAAAUCGCGUAAAUCUAGACUCCCAGGGCCGAUUAAUUUUACGUGAAAACGGAAAAAUAGUUUUGCCGUACGAGCAUUUUGGGAAUGCCGUUAUGCUGAAGCACAUGCAAGGAGGUCCGCAUGGCAUUCACUUGAGUGUGGAGCAAACAGUGCGGGCUGUCAUGGAAUCCUAUACAAUUGGUCGUGAGAAUUUCGGGAUGGAGAAAGAGUUCAUCAUCGAUGUUGUGAAGUCGUGUCCAAAUUGCAGGUACUACAAGAACCACAUGACGCCGUUUAUGGAGCAAGGAUUCGGCGCCGGGUCGCAGCAAUUGAAUCCCGAGUACAUUAAUCAUUUGCAACAAAUGGCGGCAGCAGGCAUCGAUAUUACAGCACUGGAUGCUCAACUUGCCACACAACAAGCAGCAGCAACGCAACAAGCGAACAAUCAACCGUCGACAAGUAAGCACGUGAAACAGUCGUCAUCUUCCUCAUCGUCCUCGUCAGCUCAAAUGUCUCGCAUGGAACAAGCUCAAAUCACGGCAGCGAUUAUCCAGCAGCACGGACAACAACAACGGGCAAUGCAACACACGCCAUUAGAUAAGAAUUUCGUGAGUAUGUUCCCCAUCGAAAAACAACGACAACUGCUGCAACAACAAGCAACUGGCACGGCAGGUCCUAGCAACGCAUCCAACAUCUCUCCAUCGCCCGUUCUCAGCAUCCAUCCUGCUGCAGGCCCAAAUAGCAUCCCAAUCCCGUCAAGAACGACAACUCCCUUACAAGCUGUUCCUCCAUCGCCGUCUCACAUUCAAAUCCCUGCCGAAUCCGGCAAAAUCAACGACUUUUAUCGUUCGAGCUUGGAAUCUCUCGAAACAAUGUCAAGCUCUAAUAAGGAUUUACUAGCGUUGCACAAUGGCGCAUGGGGUAACCAACUGAGUGGUGAUGCUGUCGGAGCUGGUCAAGAAAAAAUCAUCCGCGCUUUCACUGAAUUGAUGAGAAAAAUGGCACUGAUGAAAACCUACAUUCGUCCUGCAAUGUGCGAGUGUCGUCCAUACGGCAAACAGAGCGAAAGUUUGCAAAAAACUCUAAUGGAUACAAUUCAGAUAGUGCAAACUUUGAGAAGCUACUUGCCCGCACCCCAUAUACCCGUCAACUCGUGGAAAAGUGAAAAUAGCCCCGCAAAAGGGCAGGAAGUAGGUAACGCAUAAAAAAAUAACUUUUUAAAGACAAACGAUUACGCGCAAAGGAAGCUCAAAAAUGUUUGAAGGCAGAAAAACGAAGAAAAUUUCGUUGCCAUAUACAAUAAAUAUCUUUCUUAUAUAAAUAUAUUUAAAAAAAAAAUACUCGAUAGUAGCAGCGACUUGUAGGUGUCUAAAAAAUAAUUCAUUAAUAAUAAUUUAUACAUGAAAAAGCUGUUUUUAUUUGGCUUGAAACCCUAAAUGAAUAAUAUUUAGAAAGAAUUGAUAAGCAAUUUUAACGGAAUAGGAAAAAAAAUGAACGAAAUUUAAUUUGAAAAACGAAAAAAUUGUCAAUUUUAUCAUAAGUAUCAUUAGAUCACAAAUUUUUCAGAAAAAAAAGUAUUUUUAGUUU